Cordyceps fumosorosea ARSEF 2679 is the source of this 417-nucleotide messenger RNA. Its product is annotated as Signal transduction histidine kinase, phosphotransfer (Hpt) domain protein. The record is from RefSeq and is a predicted model, not a curated record. The transcript is spliced from 2 exons. The coding region runs from base 1 to 417 and encodes 138 amino acids. Gene Ontology annotation, cellular component: cytoplasm; nucleus. Gene Ontology annotation, molecular function: histidine phosphotransfer kinase activity; protein histidine kinase binding. Gene Ontology annotation, biological process: phosphorylation; phosphorelay signal transduction system. NCBI's taxonomy places the organism in Eukaryota, Fungi, Ascomycota, Sordariomycetes, Hypocreales, Cordycipitaceae.
AUGGAGAUUGACCUCGGAGAUGCGGUGGACAUGCCCACAUUCAGUCAAAUCUUAGAGAUGGACGAGCCCGGCGAUCGCGAAUUUUCUUCGUCCAUUGUCUUUGGAUUCUUCGACCAAGUCGAAGAGACAUUUGCUUCCAUGGAUAAGGCCGUCGAAGCCAAGAACCUCGAGGAGCUCUCAUCGCUUGGCCACUUUCUCAAAGGUUCUUCAGCUACCCUUGGCCUCGUUCGAGUACGUGACGGAUGCGAAAAGAUUCAGCGCUUCGGGAAGCUCGAAAACGAGGACGGCUCAUCAGAACCCGACGCCGAGCUGUGCCUAGAGCGCAUCAAGGAAGCCCUCGCCACCGUAAAGACAGACUACCAGGCUGCCGAAAUAAAACUUCGCGAAUUUUACAAGGAAGAUGGCCAGGCGGCCUAA